Molecule: messenger RNA, 1436 nt
Organism: Punica granatum (pomegranate)
Lineage: Eukaryota; Viridiplantae; Streptophyta; Magnoliopsida; Myrtales; Lythraceae
Source: RefSeq, a predicted model, not a curated record
AUUACAAACACAUAGCCCUAUCUUUACGAGAGAUAUUAUAUACUGCAAUGGCUUCGAAGGGAGACAACGUCAUUGUUCCGGGCACGAAGCUUGAGAAGUUUCUUUGUAUGAAAGGUGGCAGAGGAGAGUCUAGCUAUGCCAGCAACUCCCAAGCUCAGGCUUUACAUGCUCGUUCAAUGCUUCACCUCCUCGAAGAAACCCUAGACGGGGUGAAGCUGAAUUCACCAGAGAUCCCCUUCGUUGUGGUGGACCUGGGCUGCUCCUCUGGCACCAACACGAUCAACAUUAUUGAGGUGAUCGUCAAGCACAUAAGCAAGCGGUAUGAAGCCGUGGGGUACGAGCCGCCAGAGUUCUUGGCCUUCUUCUCGGACCUCCCAAGCAACGACUUCAAUACCCUCUUCCAGCUCUUCCCCAACUAUGGGGGUAGCAUGGAGGAGUGCCUGGCCGCUGACAGCCAUCGCUCCUACUUCGUUGCUGGAGUCCCGGGCUCAUUCUACCGCCGGCUGUUCCCAUCCAGAUCGGUUGACGUCUUCCAUUCUGCGUUCUGCCUCCACUGGCUCUCUCAGGUGCCGGAGGGCGUGAUGGACAGGAGAUCGACGGCCUUCAACAGAGGGAGGGUCUUCAUCCACGGCGCGGGUGAGGCCACGGCUGGAGCCUACAAGAAGCAGUUCCAGGCUGACCUGGCAGGGUUCCUGAGGGCAAGAGCAACGGAGAUGAAGAGGGGUGGGUCCAUGUUCCUCGUCUGCCUCGGGAGGACGUCCGUGGACCCCUCCGACCAAGGUGGGGCCGGCAUCCUCUUCGGGACGCACUUUCAGGAUGCCUGGGACGAUCUUGUCCAAGAGGGACUGAUUAGUGACGAGAAGAGGGACGCCUUCAACAUCCCGGUGUAUGCACCGAGCCUGCAAGAAUUCAAGGAGGUGGUGGAAGCCAACGGCUCCUUUACGAUCGACAGGCUCCAAGUCGUCAAGGGAGGAAGCCCCCUAGUCGUGAGCCAUCCGGAUGACCCUGCCGAGGUGGGCCGGGCCAUGGCCAACAGCUGCAAGAGUGUCGCGGGUGUCCUUGUCGAUGCCCACAUCGGGGAUCGACUCAGCCAGGAGCUAUUCCUCCGUGUCGAGCGACGAGCCGAGAGCCGAGCCAAUGAGCUGCUGGAGCAGCUCGAAUUCUUCCACAUAGUGGCUUCUCUGUCCUUAGCCUGAUGGGGAAGAAAAAGAUUAAAGGAAAAAAGAAAAAAAAAAGAAUUAUAUAUAUAUAUAAAUAAGACUUUUGAGAAAUGUGGUGUAGUGCAGUGUGUAAGAUCCUUAUCUGAUAACUUAGAGAUUCCAGAUUCGAUUCUCACGAGUGAGACUACCCUUGUCCCUUUAUUUAAAUUUCUUUUUCAUGUUCUUGUACUAUGUUAUGAGUUUCUUAUUGUAAUAAAAAAAUAAAUACGGCUUUUA